Merops nubicus (carmine bee-eater) is the source of this 1658-nucleotide messenger RNA. Its product is annotated as polycystin-1-like. The annotation marks the transcript as partial. The transcript has 7 exons. The record is from RefSeq and is a predicted model, not a curated record. Lineage: Eukaryota; Metazoa; Chordata; Aves; Coraciiformes; Meropidae.
CUCCAUGGAGAUCAGCUUGCCCGAGGGCUUCCCCAGCCUCUCCCACUGGCUCUACAAUCAAACUGACACCGUGCUCCAGGGCUUAGUGAAGCAAGGGGACCCUCAGCAGGUCAUUGAGUACUCUCUGGCCCUCAUCACCAUCUUAAAUGAGUACGAGCGCUCGGUGCUGCUGGAACCUGAGGCUGGGAACGAGUUUGAGCUCCGGACCUGGACUCGCAACAACAUCACAGAGACCCUGAACUCCCUCAAUGUGAACACAGUGGAUGACAUCCAGCAGAUCUCAGCUGCCCUGGCACAGUGCACGGUGGUGAGCAAGGAGCUGGUUUGCAAGUCAUGCCUGACCAGGACCUUGAACAAGCUGGAGACCAUGAUGACCAUUCUGCAGGGGGAAACGACCCAGGGCACAGUGACACCGACUGGCAUCGCCGACAACAUCCUCAACAUCACAGGUGACCUGAUUCAUCUUGUCAAUACAGUUUCACAAGAAUCCAAGCCCCAGGAGCUUCUUGGUGAUUCCCACAAUUUGCUGCUAGCUCCCAAAGCCUACAACCUGUCUUCCAGCCUGAUGCGCAUCCUCAUGAAGUCUCGAGUGCUGAAUGAAGAGCCCCUCGAGCUGGUGGGAGGAGAAAUUAAGGCCAGAGGCAAGAGAUCUGAUCCCUUCAACUUGCUUUGCUAUGAAAACACACCAAACUGCCAGUUCUCCAUCCCCCAGGCAUUCAACACCACCCUUUCCAACCUGACGGAUGUCAUUCAAGUCAUGUUCCAGGUGGACUCCAACCCUUUCCCUUUUGGGUACAUCAGCAACUACACCGUGUCCACAGAGGUGGCCUCCAUGGAGUUCCAGACACACAACGGGGUGCAGAUCCCCAUUGGGAGCCUGGACUCAGAGAAAGCCAUCACUGUAAUGGUGUCCAACAGCACGGGGGCUGACAACCUCUCUGCUGGCACUGAAGUCAUCGAGGCAAGAACGUCUGUGAACCUGAUUGUGACCAUGGAGAGCAACAACAGAGAGGCAGGACUGCACUUCCAGCUCACCUACAGAGUCCUCAAUGAUCAGUACCUGGCGAGCGAGCCCGAGCCGUUCAUCAUGGCUUAUCUGCACCACGAGCCAGAGCCCAACCAGCACAACUGCACUGCCUCCAAGAGGAUUGGCCUGGAGGCCCUGGCUGGAAGUGACCACAAGCUCUACACCUUCUUCACCUCACCCAGAACUGAUGACACCAUCCAGAAAUACUACUUGAACAUCACAAACCACUUCAGCUGGUCCCCAGUGGAGGUGACCCUGGGGCUCUACACCUCCCUCUGCCAGUACUUCAGCGAGCAGGAGAAACGCUGGAAGACAGAAGGCAUCAUCCCUCUGGAGGAGACCAGGCCAGACCAGGCUGUCUGCUUGACCCAGCACCUCACUGCCUUUGGGGCCAGUCUCUUUGUCCCCCCAAACUCCGUCCAGUUCAUCUUCCCUGCUCCAGGCCCAGGUCUGAACUACAUCGUGCUGCUGACGUGUGCUGUCUGCUUUGUGACCUACUCGGUGGCGGCGCUGAUCGUGCACAAGCUGGACGUGCUGGACGUGGGCAGGGCUGGGGUCAUCCCCUUCUGUGGCAAGAACGGCCUCUACAAAUAUGAGAUCCUGGUGAAAACUGGCUGGGGCAGAGGAUCAG